CUCCUCCCUCCCCUCAUCUGAACAUGGUCGGGAUUGUUUUGAUGGGACGGCGGAGGAGCCAUCUUGUUUUUUAUCCGUCCUAAACCCGUUGACCGAGCCAGAGGAAACAACCAUAGAUGACACUAUAUCUAGACCAUAGCAACCUGAAAUAAAAACAUCUGAAUAUUAAAACAUAUUUAUCAUCGACGGAAUAUACACACCACCCAAAACAGUGCGCGGUUGGAUUACUUUUUUAACACUGGGGCUGGUGCCAUAAAUGCGUUUUCUCUGUGUACGUUUUCUCCGGUGUAAGCUACUAUGAAUGGAGGAUAAAUGUUGCCGAAAGCUGACAGCGGUGGUUUUGUGCUUCUCCUCUUUUUUCUUACAUUAACAGGUCCACGGCUUGCUCUGGCCAGACUGUUGUCAGAGCUGCGCUGCAGUUCGGGCCAGUUUGCUUGCCGGAGUGGAAAAAUGCAGUGCAUCCCUCUGUCCUGGCAGUGUGAUGGUUGGACGGCCUGCGAGGACAAAAGCGAUGAGAUAGAUUGUCCUACAAUUAAAGAGGAGAGGUAUCGUUUCAGUAAUGGGUUUGAGCCGGUGGAGGAUGUUAUGGGUGUCGCUCAGCCAGUGCGCUUCAACAUGAAGUGUCCGAGUGGAUGGCACCAUUAUGAAAAAACAGCAAGCUGUUAUAAAGUGUACCUGAGGAGCGAAAACUACUGGCAGGCAGUGGAAACCUGCCAGAAAGUCAAUGGCUCCCUCGCUACGUUCGGCACCAACGAGGAGCUGCAGUUCAUCCUCAAGAUCGAGGUGGAUUUUGACGAGAAAGUGUGCGAACGAAAGGACCAGUGCAAGUUCUGGGUGGGAUAUCAGUAUGUGAUUACUAGCCGGAAUCAUUCUCUGGAAGGCCGUUGGGAAGUGGCGUACAAAGGAUCCAUGCAGGUGUUUUUGCCUCCAGAGGGGCUGGCUAACUUCGGCGAGGCAAAUCCCACCCAGGACAACGUGUUCUGUGCUCAGCUGCAACGCUUUCAGAUCAAGAGCAUGAACGAGCGAGGCUUGCACAGCUGGCAUGCUGAAAACUGCUACAAAAAAUUCCCUUUUCUCUGCAAAAGAAGGCAAACAUGUGUAGACAUCAAAGACAAUGUAGUGAAUGAAGGCUAUUAUUUCACACCUAAAGGGGACGACCCCUGUCUGAGCUGCACUUGCCACGAUGGCGAGCCAGAGAUGUGUGUGGCUGCCCUGUGUGAACGCCCGCAGGGCUGUCAGCAUUUCCGCAAGGACCCCAAAGAGUGUUGCAAGUUCACCUGCUUGGAUCCUGAUGGCAGCAGUUUGUUUGACUCUAUGGCCAGUGGCAUGCGUCUCAUCGUGAGCUGCAUCUCGUCUUUCCUCAUACUCUCUCUGUUGCUCUUCAUGGUGCACAGACUGAGACAGCGCCGGCGAGAACGCAUCGAAACCCUCAUCGGAGGCAACUUGCAUCAUUUUAAUCUGGGUCGGAGGGUUCCUGGUUUUGACUACGGGCCGGAUGCCUUUGGAACAGGCCUGACGCCUCUGCACCUCUCUGAUGACGGUGAGGGGGGAGCGUUUCACUUCCAGGAGCCACCGCCCCCUUAUGCUGCUUACAAAUACCCUGAUAUUCACCACCCUGAUGAUCCUCCACCUUCGUAUGAGGCUUCCAUCAACCCAGACAGCAUCCUCUAUAUGGACCUCGGGCGGACCGGAGUUCCUCUGGCAACCGGGCAUAUGAGCACCGCGGCCGAAUGUCUCCAGAGGGAUUUCUCCGAGCAGAUUCCUGCCCCACCACAGCCCCUGGAAGAGCGUGAGGACUCCAUCGACAGCAGCACCCUACUGGUGUCUCCAGACACUCCAAGCGAAUCAGAGAACAGCAUCACACAGAGCUCCACCGCAGACUGCACCAGUGGCCCGUCGCUGAGCACCGUGGUAUAGAGAAGGAGAAAUAUAGAGAUCAGAAAGCCACACAUGCCGAGACUGGUCACUUCCGUAGGAAUGAAGACACUGGAGGCUAUAUGACUAGACAACACUUUGGAGGUUCAGACUGAAGACUUUAAACACUAAAGAAAGACUAUUUCAAGUUUGUUUUCAUCGGGUAACCCUCUGGUUUUUCAGUGUGAGCGUCACAUUGUGUAAAUACUUCCUUCGGGCCUUGAUUGAGUUCUCCAUUUCGUCACUUAAAAGGAUAGUUCACCUAAAAAGAAAAUGCGGUCAUCAUUUACUCACUCUCAUGUCUUUUGAAACCCAUAUGACUUCCGUGGAACACAAAAUAAGUUAUUUAUAGCAAAAUGUCCAAGCUGCUCUUUUCCAAACACUAAAAUGAAUGGUGACUGAGGCUGUCAGGAAUGGUUUCGAGUGAAUAAAGACUUAAAUUUCAGUCUGUUCCUGUCACAAAGUGUAUGUUCUUAUAGCUUAAGAAGACUGGGAAUACAAUACAAUGCACAAGUCGUAUGGACUAAUUUUAUGUAAUUUUUAUGGUGCUUUUUUGCCCUUUUAGGAGCUUGACAUCUCCUGGUUACCAUCCACUUUCAUUGUAUGGAAAAGAGCACCAUUAACAUUCUGCUAAAUAUCUUUUGUGUUCAAAAGUCAUACAUGUUCAGAACAACAUAAAUGAUGACAAAAUGUUAAUUUUUGGGUGAGCUAUUCCUUGAACUUGAUAUAAGCUUUCUCUGAUACACAUUCGGAUGGGAAAUAGAGUUCUCUCUCUCUCUCUCUCUCUCUCUCUCUUUCUCUGUCUCUGUCUCUCUCUGAGGUUUACACUGGCAUGUGUCAAUCACCUCACCUUGAGUGAAUGAACUGCUUGAUGAAAAGACGUUUAGGCCUUAGUGAUGUAAUGAAAAAGACCUAACAUUCUCUCACUGAAAUUGCACACAGACUGACUGUUUUCCUGGCACAAAGAAGCUAUUUUUCCUUGACUUAAACUGCUCUGUCCAAAUUGACCCCUCCAAACCCUUUCACAGGCUAUUUUGGGCAGUCUUCGCCUGCCCUCCUGUAUUCCUAACACCUGCCCUGUCCAUAUGUCUCUGAGAUGUGUAAAGGGGCGUUUACACGUACAGUAAUUUCCAGUGACAGAGUGAUGGAAAGUUGUUCGAAUUCAAUGAGAGUUGGCGAUUUCCAGCUUGAUGAGCAACAGAGACCAUGACAAUGCAGCAAAGUUGAAACGGAACUCAACUUUAUAAAACAAUACCGUUUCCAUAUCUGGAUUUUUGUGAUGUCUGGUUUUUACAUUUUUGUCUGUUGGAUCAGUAGCACGAACUUAAAAAACGAAGAAACAUUGAGGUACAAAUUUGUUUCAGUCAGCAUUCUGCUACGACUUUUAAAUAUCCUGCUGUGACGUGGCAAUGCAAAUCCAUUGCGGAAGUUUUUGGAAUGUCACCAUUAACCUUGAAGCAUUUGCUAUUCUUUUGGGACUUUGUUGUAUUGUCUCAGUGAUUGAUGUUAUAUUUGCUUACCUCAAAAAAGGGGUGAAUCUCAUGAGUCCCACGGGUCAUAAUUUAGCCCAAAAUAAAAAGGAAAAUGUGAGAAAUUAUAUUUUGUAUAAAGUAGUUGAAGCUGAUUUUUAAAACCAUUAAAAUUUAUUGAAUUGUGACAUUUCUAUGACAAUUAAGCAAACAAUGAAGAGCAUAGUGCUAGUAAUGUUAAGAUCACUGGUUUGAUUCCCAGGGAACAUGCAUUCUGAUUAAAUAUAUGCCUUAAAUGCACUACAAGGGGCCGUUCAGUCCAAAUUCGUACUUGCGUGAGAAAAAAAAAGCAAGACAGCACAACAAUUAGAACAGAACGCUGGUGUCUCGAGUCGUGUUAUAACUUGAUAUGGCAUCUAAAAAAAAGUGUGCUAGACGCUGAGAAAAUUGCAAAACGUGUGUGUGUUAACAGAAAAACUAUAGAAAAUCAGCACAGGCGGAUGCAAAAAUGUGUUUGGUGUAAACGCCACUUCAGUCGUUUCGGAUUAAAGCAUCUGCUAAAUGUGUAAUUGUAGUACAUGUUGUCCUUAAUCUAAUUUAUGCUCAUUUUAAUAAUAAUAAUAAUAAUUAGUGUCCAAAUUCCUGAUGGGAUGAUUUUAAUUACUGUAUAACAAAAAUUAGUAUGACAUUUAUUUUUGUAUUACUGUAAUAAGAAAUUUGAGGAGAAUACUUAUGAUAUUGUAAUUUGUAAUUGUCAAAAUGUCACAAUGCAAAAAUUGUAAUCGUUCUAAAAACAGGCUUGAUUUUCUUCAAGGAAGAAUUUUGUAAUGAAAUAUGAUCUGGUAGUUCCUCUAUGAGAUUUACCCAAAAAGUGAGGCACUAAUUUUAUUUACAUUUUUGAAUUCAGAAUGUAACAGCUCAGUUAAAAAUCUGAUGAUGAUUUCGUAAUAUUCUCCACAAAUUUUGCCUCUUAAUCAGAUCUAAAAAUGUAUGCUGAAGCAAAUACGGUGUUUGAAAAAUCUGUUUCUUCUUGUUCCUGAAUUUAUAGGAUUUAAGUGUCUAGAUUUUGCUAAGAUUAAUUAUGAGGUUUGCAUUCAUGGUCAGUCUGUUGGUGUGACUGUUGUGUGCGUAUGGUCCCCUUUUUAAUUUUCAGCAACCACAAGUCAAGUACUCUCAUCUCAGUAUUGUUCCGAUGCAAGUUACAAACACGUACACCAAUUGUUACUUGACACCAAGUAAAUUUGAGGGUAUAUUUGCACAUAUGACCUUAUAAAUGGAUAGUAUGUAAGAGCAAAACGGUUCCUUUUUCAUCUUUAAGUCAUUUACAAAUUAACAGGCUGCUCAUUUCCUAAACGGACAUUGUAUUUUCCAGUUAAUGAAACGUGUAAUUAAUGAAAUACCUAAGCUAUGUAUGAACUUGCAGGAUAGUUUGUUUUAAAAGUAUGUACUUGUGUGCAUUGUUUCUUACUGAGAGUAACAGGCUUUAAAACAUCAGAAUUUUGAUUACCACUACACUUUUUGUAAACAGGAACAUGCCAAAUUUGAUACAAAAAGCCCAUAAAAAGACAAUCAGGUGUUUCUGACAAAGCUGAAGUCAUUUUGGCAAAAUAAAAAGCACACAGUCCAACACUGUUGGGCUCAAAGUACAAAGACAAAUCAAUGUGAAUUUGCCUGAUAGAUCCCUUUUACUUUGCUAAAGAUUUAUUAGCCAUUUGACACUGUGUCCAGCACCAAAAUAAUUGAGGAUCUGACAAUAGAGAUAUUUCCGAGCAGCUAGGAUCAUUUUAAUUUCACUGUACAGUCUUUUUUAUUGUUAUUUUAUUUAGCAUUUAGUUCACACAGAAAGUGAAUUCUGUCAUCAUUUACUCACCCUCAUGUUGUUCCAAACCCAUAUGACUUUCAUCUGCGGAACACAAAGGAGAUGUUUGGCAGAAGGUUAAAGGACUUAAAUAUUGAUCUGUUUUUCACCUACAUCUAACAUAUGGCUUCAGAAGAUGUAGAUUUAACCACUGGAGUCUUAUGGAUUACUUUUAUGCUGCCAUAAUGAGCUUUUUGGAGCUUUAAAGUUUUGGUCAUCAUUUACUUGCAUUUUAUGGACCUACAGAGCUGAGAGAUUCUUCUAAAAACCUACUUUUGUGUUCAGCAGAAGAAAGUCAUACACGUGGGAUGGCAUGAGGGUGAGGAAAUGAUGAGAGAAUAUUCAUUUUUGGGUGAACUGUCCCUUUAACAGGCGCAGUCACUGUGAACUUUCAUUGCUUUUUUCCAUACAAUGAAAUUGAAUGGUGACUGAGGAUAACAUUCUGCCUAACAACUCCUUUUAUGUUCCACAGUAGAAAUUCAUACAUGUUUGAAAUAUCAUGAGGGCGAGUAUGUGAUGAUAGACUUUUUAAAUUUUGGGGUGAAAUAUCCCUUUAAGUCUCAUCAGCACAGACAAUCCUGUGAACAUAAGUUUUUAUUUUCUAGUGUGUGUGUGAAAUGUAUGUAAGUGUGUGGAUUGGUUGAAGGUUUGCAGACCUACGGUUGCAUGUUUUACUCUUUUUGAGCAUGCAGAGAGGGUGUUGUACUCCUCUGCUUUUGGACUCUUCAUUUCUGCUAUGCUUACGGACGCUUGUCUAAAAACUGAGGACGGUACACAUCCGAUUCCUCUUUCCCACCUCCCAAUUUCUACAUUUGCAUAAUAAUUUUUUUAAGUAGAUAAUUUCUUCUAGAUAGACUGUGGUGGAACAAGGGAAAAAAAACAUGUUUUAUUUAGAAUGCAACGGUUGAUGAAUUUUCUUGUCAAUUUUCUUGACUUUUUUUAUGUCAUGUACUGCUUUUUUGUCAGGGAUUUUUGGUUUCACUCUUAAGUAGAUGUACAUCUAAUCAAAUGCCAAAUAAAUUGUACCAUGAAGGACAAA
Molecule: messenger RNA, 6280 nt
Organism: Myxocyprinus asiaticus (Chinese sucker)
Lineage: Eukaryota; Metazoa; Chordata; Actinopteri; Cypriniformes; Catostomidae
Gene: dgcr2
Product: DiGeorge syndrome critical region gene 2
Exons: 11
Coding region: 313-1917 (534 amino acids)
Cellular component (GO): membrane
Molecular function (GO): protein binding
Source: RefSeq, a predicted model, not a curated record